CAGCACUGCCAUUUCAAAACGACUUCCCUCCAAUUAUCUUCUUCCAAAGCGGAGUCAGCCAAUGCAAAUUUGAUCGAAACCCACGUCCUUCUAUGAUUGCUUUUUGUUUUUUAUGACCAGCAAUUAGCAAUACCCUGUUGCUUUAUCUACGGUUUUUCACUCCUUUUUCGUUCAAUGCAGCGUUUUCAGCUCAUCAGAGUCUCUCUUCUUGCUUCGAAAUCCUCCACCACUCUACCUCUGACCUCAAUUUCUAGAGCAAUUCCUGGAAUUACAAGGCUCAGAUCAUCAAUGGCUUCUUACUCGACUUUGUCUCAGUCAUCUAAGCUCUUGUUCCGUCAGCUUUUCGAGAAAGAAUCCUCAACCUACACUUAUCUCCUCGCUGACGUUUUACACCCCACUAAACCGGCUGUGUUGAUUGACCCAGUAGAUACGACAGUGGAUAGAGAUUUAUCCCUCAUUCAAGAAUUGGGAUUAAAGCUUAUAUAUGCCAUGAACACCCAUGUACAUGCUGAUCAUGUUACAGGGACUGGCAUCAUAAAGAGCAAAGUUCCAGAUGUAAAAUCUAUUAUUUCAAGAGCCAGUGGUGCAACAGCUGAUCUGUAUGUAGAGCAUGGUGACAAAAUCAGUUUUGGUGAUCUCUUUCUGGAGGUUCGUGCUACUCCUGGCCAUACAGUUGGUUGCGUUACCUAUGUGACAGGAGAUGCUUCUGAUCAGCCUCAACCUAGGAUGGCAUUCACCGGAGAUGCUCUGUUAAUUCGCGGAUGCGGAAGGACAGAUUUUCAGGGUGGAAGUUCAGAGCAGCUAUACAAAUCGGUGCAUUCACAGAUUUUUACAUUGCCCAAGGAUACGUUACUCUAUCCAGCUCAUGACUACAAAGGAUUCACUGUAAGCACUGUAGGGGAGGAGUUGCAAUGCAAUUCGCGCCUCACAAAGGAUGAGGAAACUUUCAAGAAUAUAAUGGCAAAUCUUAAUCUGCCAUAUCCAAAACUGAUUGACAUGGCUGUCCCUGCAAAUAUGCUUUGUGGCAUUCAAUCAGAAGCAACCUGAGCAUUUGGAAGCUUCAUUUGGCUGUCUCCUAGGGAAGUAUGGUAAAUUAUAAAACAAAAAUAAAAUGAAUGUUGUGGAUCUUGGAAAUGUUUGAUGCAGUCUGUAAAAUUAAACUGCAAAUAUCUUAUUUUAAUGAUUUUACUUAUUUUUCUGUCAUGAUUAGUUAGCAGUGUUGAGGUUUCUUUCUUUCUUUCUGGGUCUUCUUUUCUGUUAGAAACUAAGUUUUAGAAAUAAUUGGUUGAUCAUGUAAAUAUUUACUCCUCUGGUCCUAUUUAUAGGGCAGAGAGAGAAGAAAGAAUUUGGUCCUAUUUAUAUAACACUUGUCAAUUUUCAAUA
This is a messenger RNA of Prosopis cineraria, 1383 nucleotides long. Its product is annotated as persulfide dioxygenase ETHE1 homolog, mitochondrial. The transcript has 9 exons. NCBI's taxonomy places the organism in Eukaryota, Viridiplantae, Streptophyta, Magnoliopsida, Fabales, Fabaceae. Gene Ontology annotation, biological process: hydrogen sulfide metabolic process; glutathione metabolic process. The record is from RefSeq and is a predicted model, not a curated record. Bases 175 to 1047 code for a protein of 290 amino acids. Gene Ontology annotation, molecular function: sulfur dioxygenase activity.